AUGGGACAGAGGCAUCCCCAGUGCUACUUGGCAAGGAUGAACAAACAGAUCCAGCCCGACCGCAAAGUGUCGGUGGUGGCCCCCUUGCCGGAGCGCGCGGGGCCGCCGCCCCCGAGGAAGGACGUGGAGCUGAUCCUGGUGAAGGAGCACAACGGGGUGCAAUACACCAGCAGCAGCCUCCUGCCCGCCGCCCCCGCGCCGCGCUACGGCACCCAGGACCGGGAGACCUGGGGCAAGAAGAUCGACUUCCUCCUCUCCGUCAUCGGCUUCGCCGUGGACCUGGCCAACGUCUGGCGAUUUCCCUACCUCUGCUACAAAAAUGGAGGGGGUGCUUUUCUUAUUCCUUAUAUCCUCUUCCUAAUCAUUGCUGGAAUGCCUCUAUUCUAUAUGGAAUUAGCACUGGGACAGUAUAACCGAGAAGGAGCUGCCACUGUGUGGAAAAUCUGCCCAGUUUUCAAAGGUGUAGGCUAUGCAGUGAUACUCAUAGCUCUUUACGUGGGUUUCUACUACAACGUUAUCAUAGCUUGGUCUCUGUAUUAUCUAUUUUCAUCAUUCACAUUUGAGCUCCCCUGGACAAACUGUGACAACAGUUGGAACAGCCCAAACUGUACAGAUCCCAGACUCUUCAACGCAUCAGUGCUUGGCAAUGGUACCAAAUAUUCCAAGUACAAGCUCACUCCUGCAGCUGAAUUUUAUGAGCGAGGAGUUCUGCACCUGCACGAAAGCCGUGGAAUCCAUGACCUUGGCUUGCCUCGCUGGCAACUUUCCCUCUGCCUCUUGGUGGUGGUAAUCAUUCUUUUCUUUAGUCUGUGGAAAGGCGUGAAGACUUCAGGAAAGGUUGUUUGGAUAACAGCCACUUUGCCUUAUGUUGUACUAUUUGUGUUGUUAAUACAUGGAAUAACCCUGCCUGGUGCAUACAAUGGAAUAAAUGCAUACCUGCACAUAGAUUUCAGAAGACUGAAAGAAGCCACGGUAUGGAUUGAUGCAGCUACUCAGAUAUUUUACUCCUUAGGAGCCGGGUUUGGCGUUUUAAUUGCAUUUGCCAGUUACAAUAAGUUUGACAACAACUGUUACAGGGAUGCUUUGCUGACUAGUACCAUUAACUGUGUCACAAGCUUCAUCUCAGGAUUCGCAAUUUUCUCCAUAUUGGGCUACAUGGCUCACGAGCACAAAGUUAAAAUUGAAGAUGUAGCCACCGAAGGAGCUGGUUUAGUUUUCAUCCUGUAUCCAGAGGCAAUUUCAACUCUUUCAGGAUCUACAUUUUGGGCUGUAGUAUUCUUUAUUAUGCUCCUCACUCUUGGCAUUGACAGUUCUAUGGGUGGAAUGGAGGCUGUCAUCACUGGCUUGGCAGAUGACUUCCAAAUUCUGAAGCAGCAUAGAAAGCUCUUCACAUUUGGUGUCUCUUUUGGCACUUUCCUCCUCGCACUGUUUUGCAUCACCAAUGGUGGAAUUUAUGUGCUCACACUCCUGGACACAUUUGCAGCUGGGACUUCGAUAUUGUUUGCUGUUCUAAUGGAGGCAAUUGGAGUUUCCUGGUUUUAUGGUGUAGACAGAUUCAGUGAAGAUAUCCAACAAAUGAUGGGCUUCAAACCAGGCCUUUACUGGAGACUGUGCUGGAAAUUUGUUAGCCCUGCUUUUUUAUUGUUUGUCGUGAUAGUCAGCAUAAUAAAUUUCAAACCUCUGACCUACGAUGACUACACCUUCCCUCUCUGGGCAAAUCGCAUUGGCUGGGGAAUAGCACUGUCUUCAAUGAUACUUGUGCCUGCUUAUAUUAUCUAUAAAUUUAUGAACGUGCGUGGGACCUUUAAAGAAAGACUAGCAUACUGCAUCACACCUGAAAAUGAGCACCAACUCGUGGCCCAAGGAAAUGUCAGACAGUUUAAGCUUCAACACUGGCUAACAAUAUGA
Messenger RNA from Colius striatus (speckled mousebird), 1908 nucleotides. It is a transcript of the gene SLC6A2, whose product is annotated as solute carrier family 6 member 2. Gene Ontology annotation, molecular function: dopamine:sodium symporter activity; norepinephrine:sodium symporter activity; neurotransmitter:sodium symporter activity. NCBI's taxonomy places the organism in Eukaryota, Metazoa, Chordata, Aves, Coliiformes, Coliidae. Gene Ontology annotation, biological process: dopamine uptake involved in synaptic transmission; sodium ion transmembrane transport. The transcript has 15 exons. Bases 1 to 1908 code for a protein of 635 amino acids. The record is from RefSeq and is a predicted model, not a curated record. Gene Ontology annotation, cellular component: plasma membrane; neuron projection; presynaptic membrane.